Messenger RNA from Rotaria sordida, 465 nucleotides. NCBI's taxonomy places the organism in Eukaryota, Metazoa, Rotifera, Eurotatoria, Philodinida, Philodinidae. The record is from the annotation of a GenBank genome assembly.
AUGCACUUAUCACAUCAAUUGGUAAUCGAUGAUCGAUCAAAAACAUUAUCAUUUGCAAGUGAAUUUAAUACUAUUUGUUUAAUUCUCUCAUCUAAUGAUGCACUUUUACUUAUUGUUAACGAGACUGAUCGAGGAUAUUUAUAUAAUGUCAAAUGUCGUAGAUUGAUUGGUAUUCAUCGUUUUGAACAUGAUGUGUGUACAAUCAAAUUCAGUCUUGAUUCCAAUGUUCUGGCCGUUAUUAGUGGAGAUAUGAUAACUAAAAUAUUUAGUGUCUCUUUACUAGAUAAACUACAUCGAUUUAUAUUAGUUAGUCAUGUUUGUGAAAUAGUCGGCGCUUUUUUUGAACAAGAUUCAUUGAAUAUAAUGACUAUUUGUAAAAAUGGAAAAGUCAAUUAUUGGACUGCAGAUAUGGAUUUAGCAUCUAUGGAAUUAAUACCAUAUAUACCUAGUGAAAAUGAUAAUUAA